UUUCAUUUAGUUUCGGCCAAGCACGCGCGACGUGCGGUUGUACGGGAGGUGCGCCCCCAUUUGACGUGGGACUGAUACUCGUACAAAUAAUUUGAUGUAUAUGUGCAUUUACCUUUGGUUUUUUCCAAUUUCAUGAAUCAAAAUGUGUGCUGUAAAGUGUAUUAUUGCUGCUUUCAUACUGUCUUAUAGUUUUGUUUUCUCUUGGGAUAUUGCAAUCACCGCGGGGGACCAAUUAGAAUUCUACACAAACAAAACAAGAACUAAGAAUGAAGGCGAACGGUUCCGAGAUCUCACAGCCCUGGCUUACGAUGCCGUCCACAACAUGCUGUUAUUUGUCGAUAAGCAGAAUGACAACGCGUCUAUAUUUAGCUUUAACUUAAGCACCAAGAAGUACAAACCACUUGUAGGAAGGAAAUCUUAUGAGAACAUACAAGGAGUAGCGUUCGACCCUAUCACGGGAAAACUGUUCUGGACGGAUUCGUACGAAAGAAGCAUUUAUUGGACGUCACUCACACCGAGGUCGCAGAAGGAUAUUUAUGGGAGUGUUUUGAUCAAGUUCCAACAUGAGAUCCCGAGGGAUAUUGCCGUCGAUAGUUGCAGAGGAUACAUCUACUGGACAAACACAAAUAUCACGAAACCAACAAUCGAAUGCGCACGCUUCGACGGAACUGAAAGGAAAGUCAUCAUUGACAAAGAUAUACACAUGCCAGUCAGUAUUGCUGUUGAUCAACGAACUGAAAGACUGUAUUGGGCUGAUGAUAAGGAAGGCAUACACUAUUCAAUCGAAUCAUCAGACCUAAUUGGAGAAGAUAGGAAGAAAAUACUAGCAGGAACUUACCACCAACCUAAUGCGUUGGCUGUAUCAAAGGAUUCAAUUUACUGGGUAGAUUGGGGCUACAAGUCUGUUUGGAAACUGGACAAAGAAGCACCACCGUAUACUGAUCCUGAAGAGAUAAUAUCUUUCGCUACAGAAGCACCGUUUGGUAUCGUUGCAAAUUAUGAGAUCGAGGAUCAAACAGCAGGGAUUUUGGAAUGCAAAAGGCUAUCAGAAUACGCUCACAACAAAUCUCAGAUUAAUGAAUCUUUUACGAUACCGACGGACGUCGGUUUGUUCUGUUUGCACGGAGUUAAGAAUGGUAUUGAAUGUACGUGCUCGGCGGGAUUCGUCGGUGAUCGGUGCGAAAUAUCUCUGUGUCAGAACUAUUGUCUCGCCGGGGAAUGUUUGAUAACGAAUGGACAGCCCUCCUGCAGGUGUAAGAAAGGAUUCACGGGAAGUAGAUGCGAGGUGAACCUGUGUUCUGGUUACUGUUUGAACAAUGGUGAUUGUUCGGUCAGCGACGAAGAUAUACCUCAGUGCAUGUGUCCGAACGAAUUCGAAGGAGAAUGGUGUGAGACGCGACAGCAAGUCAUAGAGAACACAGCGACAUCUCACGUGUGCAAUUGCACAUCGGAUAAUAAUAGCAGACAAUCGGAUCGUCCAGUGAGCGACGAUGUUUAUGUCGAGUCGUGUCCGAGCUGGGACCCUGUGCGCGAUCCGAUACUCAUGGUCCUGGGGGCCGUUUGUGGUCUGCUGUGCCUACUGUCCGCCGCGCUCGUCACCAAGAUAAUGCAGCUGAAGAAUCGACCAAGAAUAAAGAAACGUAUAAUAGUAAACAAGAACGUGACCCCACUAACAGCGAGACCCGACCAAUGUGAGAUUACCAUUGAGAACUGCUGCAACAUGAACAUCUGUGAAACGCCGUGUUUCGAACCAAAUUCCACAAUACGACCAAACCUUCUGGACUCCAAGCCAGGAAAAGAAGAGAAGAGAAACCUCAUAUCUAAUAUGGAGACAGCUGAUGACUAUUAGAUAAAGGACAGUUACUUAGUUAUGUACUUAAAUACAACCCUCGCCAAACUUCUGUUUCACUCUGAAGUUGGCACGCGCGCCUGUUUCCGCGGAUAUAUUACUCAUGCGCCUCUUCCCAGUUUUAUUGCUUGUUAUGUAAUUCGCAGCUACAGAUAACGCGCAAGUUGAAUGCAGAGUUCAGGAAUACGAUAGUGCUGUGAGUGUGUCGAUAAAUUUAAACAAUUUAGUUUACCAAUUUAACCUAAUAAUUAAAUCUCAAAUUUUCGUUCUGCCUUUCUUCAACACACAUGUCUAGAACAUUAAUCGCGAUAUCUCGUGCUUUGGCGAUGAAUAAAAACUUGUUUUUUCGGAUUAAUAAAAUAAAAAGUAACAUGGGUUCGCAACUUCAGUAUUAACGCAAUAAAACGGUAAGAGAUAACAUAACUGACAAGAACGGCACAGCACUACACUACAGGCGCGCGAGGCGAGUCGUGCGGAAAGCGGGGGGAGAUGGUCCAGACUGCAUUCAACUCGCGCGAUAUCUAUACAUCGCAUCAAACUUGAAGUUUGGCGAGACAUGUCCCAGUAGUGGAUCCAAAGUUUUUUCAUUGUGAUAUUCGUUGUAGGCUGUCGUCCACCAUUUUAUGAAUUGUGUAAAAUUCUGGUGUCGUUUGGUUGUGCUCACAUUAAUCGAACAAAGACGCAUUAUUUUUAAAACCUAUCUCCAAGACUUUACUCGGUAUCGGAUAUCUUUCAUACACCAUUUUUAAAGAUUUACGUAUGUCUAUGAAUCAAUUCCGACGUGUGAUUUAAUUUUAAUUUCCAGUAAUGAUCGAGGAUAUAUAUGUAUCAUAAAUUGAGACCGAAAUGUGCACUUCGCACUUUAAUUAAAGUGAUAAAAUUAUAACGUCGUAAUUCUGAAACAUCUGAUGCGAGAGAGUAAAAUACAAGGCCCUUAACACACUUUCGAUUUUUGUCUUAAUUAGAAAUUGCCAGUGCGCAGAAUCUGCCAGCAUAUAUAUUUUUUAUAUAAUUUAGCUUAAAAUCUGAGUACAAGUAAACUAGAUUUUAAGUAACUGUACAAUAAUAUAUGAAAUCUAAAUUGUCUUUUAGUUCAUAAUGCCUGUGUCUUUCAAAUACCUACAAUUUUAAAUAUUAUUUGAAUAUAUUUUGCUAAUAAACACCGGAAGCGAAGCAAAUAAGGCUAAUUAGUUUGAAAUAUCAAAGUCAAAUAUAUAAAAUUGGAUUUACUAUUAGCACUGGACUUUUAAUAAAGUCUGCUUUGAACAUAAACAAACUGUCAAACAGUUUAAAAAAUCAAAUCGGCUAAGUGCUAAAUUAAUUUUAAAUAUUUAAACCCAUUGCCGGACAGAGUAACGAAUACCCGCCGGCAGUCUUUGAGAACACGAAAAAGUCGUUGAAAAAACAGAAUUCUAAGCAAGAAUGUAUUUAGCCUUAGACCAUUAUGCGUUUUGAUAGACUGUGACACCUAUGCCAACGAAAAUGAUAGAGGUUGACGCUUAACCUCUAUUUUGAGCAAUGAACGCACACUAACACAAAGUGGCAUACAAAUCACCUGUUUGUAACGCACACUGUAGUAAUAUACCUGGCCUGUUUUCAUCGGUUGUCUAGCAGCGAGAGGCUCUAUCUAGACGUAUAAAUUAUCUAAGUAUUUACCAUAUAUUUUCAGUUCCAGUGUGCCAAACUGCACAAGGGCUUAGAAACCCCUUUGAAUAUUUUCAGACUAGCAUAAUAUAUUUGCCCCCUUCAUAUUCUCAAAUUCGUACAUGGCUUUAUGCAACCUUCCUAGUAGUAUCCUAGAGUUACCGAUAAUUCAAUUUUUACGAAAGUAGAAAAAUGUAUUUUAUUUUAACAGUUGACUUAUUUCAUUUGUGUUGUGUGCCCGGUUAUUUUGAUUUGUCACGUGUGUUUAUUUUAUUUAUUAUUUAAUGUAAUAAAAAAAACGUUAGACAAUAACUGAUGAACACAUAAAUUUUCAUUUAAAAUAGUGUAAAAUUUAUAUUUAUUUCUUAUCAAACAACACUGAAUCUGCAUCGCAAACACUCUGUCCAUUUGACAGCUGUCAGUGUCACAAAUGAACAUUGUAAAAUAUAAUAUUGUUUGACUAUUGUGCUUAGAAUAAUUUUAUUGAGUAUUACGUUGAUGGCUUAUUAUAAUGUAGGUAUGAUUAAUAGGUAAUUGUUUUAGUUGUGACUUGUGAAAGCUUAUAUUUAAUUUAUACAUAUAUACCAAUAAUUAAACACCGCGCUUUUACUAUUCCUAUACACUGCCAGAAUAAAAAUACAAUAAAUCAAUAACGUUCUUUUCAAAAAUCAGACAAAUCAUUCGCAGUCUUAUAGCGAAACGUUAAAAGUGUGCUUAAUGUAAGCACACUAUCCUCCUUAGUCGUGUGUCAACUGUCACUUUCCGACACACAUUAUUAUCUGAAUUACUAAUUCGGGCAAUAAUCUAAAUAUGACUUAACAUCUUUGAAGAAUUACCCUAAAAGCUUUGGCUACAUUAUUAUUAAAAUAAUCAACAAUUAAUUAAAAUAAAUUAUUAGUUUUUUUAACUCGCUAAUUUAUCCUUGACAUUCUGUGGAGUACCUAAAAGUUUUUCAAACUGAAAUCAUGUCUUGAAUUUUGGCUGUUAAAGCUUUUUAUCAGUAUAAUGGACAGUUAUUGAGGCAGCUUCUAAAAUGUAAGGUUACCUUUUAUAAUAUUAUAUGUACUUAUGUUUAUUGUAAGGCAGUUUAAUUAAAAAUGUACAAUUAUUCCAACUAUAUUGAGCAUUGAAUAUCAACAAAUAUAUUUUGAACUUAUUGACGAAUGCACUGUCUAACUACAUAUAUUACCAGUGGGCUCCUUUGCACAGGACGGCGCCUUUUUCUGUCGUUAAGCAUUAUUGUGUUUCGGUGUGAAGAGCGCCGUAAUUUUUUUAUUUUGGGGUUUGUCAAGAAUCCUGAGCGGCACUGAAUUGUAAUGGGCAGGGCGUAUCAAUUACUAUUAGCUGAACGUCCUGCUCGUCUUGUCCCUUAUUUUCAUUAAAAAAAGAAAUUACUGGGCAAAUGAGACUUAACAUCUUUUGUCUUAAGGUGACGAGCGCAAUUGUAGUGGCGCUCAGAUAUUUUGGGUUUUCCAAUAAUCCUGAGCGGCACUGCAUUGUAAUGGGCAGGGCGUAUUAUUAACGAUCAGCUGAACGUCCUGCUCGUCUCGUCCCUUAUUGUGAUAUAAAAAAUAUGUGGGGUAUUCGUACAGGGCAGUACUGCCACCACACAUAUUUCGCCUUGUGGAUAUCUAUUACAUGAAAUAUACCAACUUUAAAUCUCAGGGAGAUGGGCACAGUAUGACCUGGGUCGUAUCGUCAAACACUACGUGCUAAAUCGUUUUCUGAUGCGUUACGACUCAGAUCAUAUUCUCACUCAGCAGAUAAUACCGCUCUAUAUCAGGUGGACCAUCUGCUCGUUUCGUUACUUAGAUAUUGCAAUAAAAAAUGGAGUGUACAAUUAAUGAUUUAUUGUAUCUGUUUUUAUUUAAAAACGCUUGCAGUGCUUGCGAACUUUUGGUUGUAGGUUGAAACGUUCCUAUAAAAUAUUUAAUAUAACAUUUUAUUUUGUAGACUGUCGCGUACUGCCACAGAUAAUUUAUUCGUAGAAAUUUGCCAAAUAAAACUAUGUUUUCAAUUAAAUGCCUGUAGAAUCUCACUCUUAUAAUUUAUUGAUUUUCCAAAUUAUUUAACAAUUAUUAUUUGUAAGGUUUUUUAUUUAAAAUUAAUAGAGAUAUUGAAGAAUUGUUUUCGUUGGUUCCAAAGACACUGUUAACCGCUAGAGGCACUGUAUUUAUUGGCAUAGACAAACAUAGUUACUUAGACUAGAUAUAGUAAUAAAUAGAAUUAGUCUGUGGAUGGAUAAUAUCCACAUCAGAAAUGUGAUAUUAUUGAGUCUUUGUAUAAGCCUUAGUUAAGGAAAUGUUUUAUAAAAAUAAAUAUAAUUAAUAAAA
This is a messenger RNA of Leptidea sinapis, 5826 nucleotides long. RefSeq names its product protein cueball (gene cue). Bases 143 to 1849 code for a protein of 568 amino acids. The record is from RefSeq and is a predicted model, not a curated record. The transcript has 7 exons. Lineage: Eukaryota; Metazoa; Arthropoda; Insecta; Lepidoptera; Pieridae.